CGGACAGCGCCCGGGGCCCCUCGCCGCUGCCAGCCCACCGGCUCCCCGAGUCAGCACCGCGGACAGUCCCCCUCCACCGGCCCCGAGGCAGGCUUGGAGCGGUCAGCGCUCCCGGAACAUGGCCACUGAGGUCCACAACCUGCAGGAGCUCCGGCGAAGUGCCUCACUGGCCACCAAGGUCUUCAUCCAGAGAGACUAUAGUGAUGGAACCAUCUGUCAGUUCCAGACCAAAUUCCCGCCAGAGCUGGACAGCCGGAUUGAGAGGCAGCUCUUUGAGGAGACUGUGAAGACACUCAACAGCUUCUACUCAGAGGCUGAGAAGAUCGGGGGUGGCUCCUACCUGGAGGGCUGCCUGGCCUGUGCCACGGCCUACUUCAUCUUCCUCUGCAUGGAGACCCAUUACGAGAAGGUUCUCAAGAAGAUUUCCCGCUACAUCCAGGAGCAGAAUGAGAAGAUCUUUGCCCCUCGAGGCCUCCUGCUCACGGACCCCGUGGAGCGUGGGAUGAGGGUUGUAUCCUUUCUGGCUGUUCUUUGUGAGGGCCCAGAGCUGCCAACUCAUGGGCUCUCUGAUGUGAUGAUUGAUGGGUAACAAGUUAAGUGACUGGUCUAUGGUCGUCGCUGGAGAGUGGGCGAGCUGGGAGUCGACCUCAGGACACCGGAGUCCUCACACUUCCUGCUCAGUAGCACCACCUGC
Manis pentadactyla (Chinese pangolin) is the source of this 694-nucleotide messenger RNA. RefSeq names its product golgin A7 family member B (gene GOLGA7B). The transcript is spliced from 5 exons. NCBI's taxonomy places the organism in Eukaryota, Metazoa, Chordata, Mammalia, Pholidota, Manidae. The record is from RefSeq and is a predicted model, not a curated record. Bases 119 to 589 code for a protein of 156 amino acids. Gene Ontology annotation, cellular component: palmitoyltransferase complex. Gene Ontology annotation, biological process: protein targeting to membrane; peptidyl-L-cysteine S-palmitoylation.